Ruditapes philippinarum (Manila clam) is the source of this 3710-nucleotide messenger RNA. RefSeq lists its product as uncharacterized. Lineage: Eukaryota; Metazoa; Mollusca; Bivalvia; Venerida; Veneridae. The transcript has 11 exons. The record is from RefSeq and is a predicted model, not a curated record. The coding region runs from base 81 to 2174 and encodes 697 amino acids.
AGAGGAUGCCCUCUGUUACUUCCGGUAUCUAUUACUCAUAAACACUUCAUCACGGACAUUUAUAACAUUUAUCAGAUAGUAUGAUACAUUUGCAACAAACGUUGCUCAUUAUGUUAAAAAUGUUUUGGUUUAAAGGAGCAUUAAGCUGUGUAAUUCUUCUGCUUGGAUUAUCUUGCUAUGGCGCCGCAACAUCAUCCUCCGAUAUGACAUCAUCUACACCGGCGCCUUCUGGACUGAAAGUUCAGGGGAGUUGCAAAUUACCGACAAAGGCGCGGUUUAGACGGACUAUUUACCGUCCAUAUUCAAGAACACGUACUGGUAACUAUGAUGCAGGAUCAGUAAUCGACCACGGAACUGUCAUAAGUGCUAUCUGUAAAAGUGACGUCAUUGGCGAUAUCAUUACUAAAAGGACGAUAUCUUGGUGUCUGAAUGGAAGAUGGUGGCCACGAUUACCACCCUGUAUAAUAAAGAGACGGUGUCGUGCACCUCCUUUGGUAGAGAAUGCAACGCCCUCUGAAACAAUUUCCCCGUACCAAACUUUUCCACACAAGACAAGCGUCACAUUCACGUGUAACGCAGGCAAAAUGGCUACCGGAAAUGGAACAAUAGUAUGCGACAAUGGACGGUGGUCUCGCACGAAUCUCAACUGUAAAGACGAUCCGGACAUGGUGCAAGCUGAGAAAUGUUUAAAUACUAGUGUCAUGAAUGGUAGGAUUUCUGCAAAAAGUGUGGCGGAUGGUAUCUAUGACGUCACGUGCAAUGACGGUUAUCGUGUGGUGACGAAAAAAAUGUACAAAUGUAAAGGAGGAAUAUGGUCGGAAGGGAUGCCAAGAUGUGUACGCGCUGCAGCUAUGUGCAGAGUAAAUAGUCACGCCAAAAGAUGGUCACAUUUCAGAUUUGCAUCAAAUGGAAGCGUUGUGAAACAAAUAUCAAUCAGACAUUCGACUGAACUAGUACAAAUGUGCAAAAAACAACCUACAAUUCGAAGGAAAGUGAAAUGUUUAAAUGGUCGCUGGGUACCGACUCUCAUGACGUGCAAUUCUAACAACACAGGCCGUUUACAUCAUAGAGCCAGAACAAAUCGAAAUCACUUACUAAAUAGAGGUUUAAAAACUGCAGAUCGAAUACGUAAAAGACGAUCAUCAAGUACAUGUAUAAUACCGAAAUUGAAAGGUGGACCGUCUAAUUUCACUACUUCCGGUGGUAGUACUUCCGGUGGUAGUACCAGUCUUCAAGUCAAUGCACCCGUACCACAUGGACAUGAAGUUCUCAGGGAGUGCGUGGACGGAGGUUUUAUGCUACUGCCAGGUGUUCUAUUUACCACGACAUUCACAUCAAAAUGUCACAAUGGAAACUGGACGCCGGAAUUUCCUCGUUGCUUGAGAGAUAUAAAAGAUACUGUUUUCUAUGAUGAUAUUAUUGAAGAGACAACCAAACAAACAACUUUGCAAACAACGAACACGGAGCAAGCUACUUCUACAUCAGACACCACAACAACAACUACGCCAGACACCACAACACCAACUACAUCAGUUACCACAACACCAACUACAUCAGUUACCACAACACCAACUACAUCAGUUACCACAAAGACUCCAAUACCAAACGUUGAGUACCGUAUACAUCUACAGAAAAAAGGAGAACAUUCGCAUGUAUUCCUGUUCAUAAAUGAACCCGAUCAGGGCUUUUUUGUCGAUCUUUUUGACAAUGAAGUAUCAAUACAGGCAAGAAAUGUUGGAACGAUUAGCCGGACUCGUUUUGCAAGCACCGACGACUGGGAACAUGCCUCCUUAUCUCCGCCAUCAGGUGUCAACUUUGUUUCUAUAUACAUGCAGGCUACAGGAUCGGAUACUGAUUCGGAUAAAUUCUACAUAGAAAAAUACGCUGGAGGACAAGAAACACGGAGUUCCCCAUGUGCUAUGUCCUUUAAGAGUUUCCCUGCACAUGCGCCGGACUAUGAUAACAUAAAUUGGGAGGAGGACGAGUAUAGAAAUGAAAAGAUGGAUGAAAUCAGCUGUAAAAUAAAAUGUAUUGAAUAUGGCAAGUUUGUUUGCAAGACUUCUUAUUACCACAAGAAGGUCGGUCUAUGCACGGUAUUUAAUAGGACUAUAGCAAUAGUCGAUGCGCAUAACCAAGACUUGGUCAUACUGAAAAGGGAUGACGCUUGUAAUUAAAAGUGGCAAAUCUGGUGUCGUACUUUGGUCUAUUGUUUAAAUCAGUGAACAAUAAUAGCAAACUUGGUGCAACACUUUGGUUAUCUUUCUUUUGUAUAAAACAGUGUACAUAAUAGCAAAUAUGGUGCAGCAUUUUGGUAAUCUGUCUUUUGCAUAAAAAUUGUACAAAUAGCAAAUCUGUGCAACACUUUGAUGUGUAAACCAGUGUAUGAUGAUAGUAAAUAAGAUUCAGUGCUUCAGUCGUCUGUCUUUUGUAUAAAACAGUGCACAAAGUAGCAAAUUUUGUUUAGCACUUUGGUAAUCUACCUUUUGUAUAUAGAACAAUGAACAAAAUAGCAAAUUAUUAUGUGACGUAAGUGUCAUCUUACUAUUGUAUAAAACAGUGAAAAUAAUAGCAAAUUCGGUUCCGUGUUUCAGUCAUUUGUCUAUUGUUUAAAACAGUGUACAAAUAUCACAAUUUGGUGCAGCACUUUGGUAAUCUGUCUAUUAUAUGAAACAGUAUACAAAUAGCAAAUUUGGUGCAGCGCUAUGGUUAUCUAUCUAUUGCAUAAUAGUAAAUUUGGUGCAACACUUUGGUAAAUUGUCUAUUGUAUAAACUGACUAUUGUAUUGUUAAGUUGACCAGCCUUCAUUUACUCAAUAUUGCUGUUCUUGAAAUAUUUUGGCUCAUCUGGAGGCGUGCAACUCUAAGUUGAUCAGCUUUCAUUUGAGCCGCGUCAUGACAAAACCAACAUAAUGGGUUUGCGACCAGCAUGGAUCCAAACCAGCCUGCGCAUUCGCGCAGUCUGAUCAGGAUCCAUGCUGUUCGCUUACCAACUCUAUUACAAGUAGAGAAACUGAUAGCGAACAGCAUGGAUCCUGAUCAGACUGCGCGGAUGCGCAGGCUGGUCUGGAUCCAUGCUGGUCGCAAACCCACUAUGUUGGUUUUGUCAUGACGCGGCUCAAUUUUACAGUGACAAUAUUUACCAUAUUACCAUACUUCAUAAACGUAGAAUAACAUAAACACUAAACAAAGUAUUCUUUUGACUUCCACACAAAUAAAUAAUUUCUUAUAAAUAAUCAUAACUAAAUUAAUUGCUAAAAAGCAAUAGAAGUAACGAUUGUUCAGGUAAUUAGCCAAUGAAUUUUUUUUUUUGAAUUAAAGCUUAUCAGAAAUAAAAAUAAAACAUUUCUUCGACAUAAUGGACCUUUAAACAUGGCAAUAAUGACUUUCCUAAAUUGAACCCUCUUUAUAUAUAUAUUUUUUGUUACGUCCCCAUUAUAUACAUACAUUUUUUUUGCGGCAAAAUUUGCUUCUUAUACUGGAUGCUGUAUUCUAUUGAAUAUAUUAUACUCUGAAGGUCUGUCUUCCAUGAAGAGGUAUACAUGUAUGUAGCAAAGAUAUGCAAGCCGUGGAAUUUUUUCUUUAUGUACAAACAUUUUCCAUACUAUGUUCAAACAUUUUACAUAACAGUUAUAUUACAUUGGUACUUGUGUAACAUGUAUGUAUCGUUUGUAAUACAUAAAGAAAUUAAACAUAAUUCCGUGCACGCAUUAA